UCAAGAAUCAUCAACUCUGAUAUCGCACCGCUUUUUCACACCUUUUGGAUGGCUCUCUAUUGUGUGUGACUGCAAUAAAAUUGAAUUGCGUGCACCGGAUGAUUUUAGUGUUGCUGGAGAAUCUUCUGGACAAAGUGCUGAUCUGUGAAAGUAUUCUGAGGGGAUGUACUUUGACAAAAUCUGCCAGAAGCUGAUGCUUCUGAAUUUGUGCUGGAAGCAAUAUACUUCCACAUCAUUUCCCUUUAUCACCCUAGCUCCCCCAUAUACUUUGCCUCCAAUUCCCACGGUACCUCCGCCAACCCCAACGAUCCCACCUUUAACGCCCACCUUGCCUCCUCCAACACUCACACCUGUUCCUCCAACAAUGACUUUCGUUCCUCCUUUAACAACUCUGCCACCCAUUACAACUUCCAUGAUUCCUCCCAUUACCCUCACACCAGUCCCUCCAACCCUUCCUCCUCCUGUUCCUCCACUGACGACAACCGAACAGCCACGGCUCACACUUGCUCCACUUCCUCCUGGACUGACUACUCUUCCUCCAGUUCCACCGCUCACGACAUUCCCACCAAAUCCACCUCCUCUCACUCCUGUCCCUCCUGGGCUGACUACCCUUCCGCCAGUUCCUCCACUCACGACUUUUCCGCCAAAUCCGCCUACUCUUACUCCUGUACCUCCUGGACUUACUACCCUCCUGCCACCAGUCCCGCCACUUACAACUUUUCCACCCAAUCCACCCAUACUCACUCCAGUUCCUCCCAGGCUAACAACUUUCCCAACAAAUCUACCUCCACUCACAACUUUUCCACCCAGUCCUCCUCCUCUCACUCCAGUUUCGCCUGGACCAACACUCUCUCCAGUUCCUCCACUAACUCCCAUCCCAUCGCGCCCCAGUCUCACCACUGCAAUCCCCAUCAUCUGUGAUCCCGUCCCUCCAACAUGCCCACCACCAACGGCUCCUGGACAGCCCCAGACCCUUCCCAACGGUUGUCCCUGUAUCGAUCCUCGCAUUGCCAUCCUCGAUCUCAUCGUCGAUGCCAUUCGUCGUGGGAAUCUCCGUAUCUGAUCAUCUCUGUGCGUGAAUAAUUGCAGUCUGUGAUUCAUAUUUUCUAAAUUGAUGUCAUGUGAAAACUUCAAUAUUAGUUUUUUCGCGGGAAACACCGCGUGUCAUUGAAUUUGCAGCACAAAAAGCCUCAAUUGCUACACUCCCAAUCUCAGUCCAGGGAAUUGCGUCACGUUUCAAGCUUGUCAGAGUCUCAUGGAUCUCCUGCAGCAGUACUACCAGACUUAUGAUUCCAGAAUUGCAACCUACAUUCAAAGUUCCUUCUGCGGACAGAAUACUUAUACUUUCUACGUAUGUUGCCCUGUUUACGGAGGGGGAUCUGCAAAUUCUUUAAUUUUUCAAGAUUCCAACUACAACACGUAUCCUAACUACCCUACAUAUCCAAGCUAUCCCACCUAUCCUAGCUAUCCUACAUAUCCCAUAUAUAACGUAUAUGCCCAGAAUCCAUUCCAAGGAUUGAAGCAAGGAAAUUCUGGAGAUGCUUCUCAGUGUGGCGUGUUCAAUGCCACUUUUACAAGGGUUGUAGGUGGUGAGGAUGCCCCUGUUGGAGCCUGGCCAUGGAUGGCACUUUUGGGAUAUCAGUCUGCAACUCGAGGUCUCACAUUCAGUUGUGCAGGAUCUCUGAUAACGCAGCGCCAUGUCCUAACAGCAGCUCAUUGUAUCGAUGAUUCCUUGACCCUUGUUCGCCUGGGAGAACAUGAUUUAUCCAUAACUUCUGAUGGAGCUACUCAGGAUAUUCCGGUGGAUAGAAAAAUAGUCCAUCAGGAUUUUCAAGCCAAAAACAUCUUCAGUGAUAUUGCUCUCCUUCAUCUAGCUCAAGCUGCUACGUUGAGUGAUCGAGUAUCUCCAGUUUGUCUCCCAACAGAGAUGAACUUACGCCAAAAGGACAUAACCUACUACCAGCCGUUUGUCACAGGUUGGGGGGCUACUUCCUACAAAGGUCCUUCGGCAAAUGUCCUUCAGCAGGCUCAGGUUCCGAUCCUUCCUCUCAGUGAUUGCGAAACAAACUACAAAGGGAAUUUCCCAAGCCUUGUUUUUGAUGAGAAGAUUCUCUGUGCAGGAUGGCCGAGUGGUGGGAAGGAUGCCUGCACUGGGGACAGUGGAGCUGGUUUGUAUCUUCCUCAGCUUUCAUCCGACAAGUCCUUCUAUUACUACAGCAUUGUUGGAAUCGUAUCCUACGGCUACGAAUGUGCCCUUCCCGGAUUUCCAGGUGUCUACACACGCGUAACAUCGUUUCUUCCGUGGAUUGAUGAGCACCUAAAUGACUGAAUCUUCUACCAGUUGCAAAAUCUCCCAAGCAUUAUGUUGUAUGUGUCUCAAGAAGCGAAAAUACAUGUUGAAAAGUGUGCUGUAA
Molecule: messenger RNA, 2414 nt
Organism: Phlebotomus papatasi
Lineage: Eukaryota; Metazoa; Arthropoda; Insecta; Diptera; Psychodidae
Product: venom protease
Exons: 4
Coding region: 1256-2329 (357 amino acids)
Biological process (GO): proteolysis
Molecular function (GO): serine-type endopeptidase activity
Source: RefSeq, a predicted model, not a curated record